Seminavis robusta is the source of this 726-nucleotide messenger RNA. Lineage: Eukaryota; Bacillariophyta; Bacillariophyceae; Naviculales; Naviculaceae. The record is from the annotation of a GenBank genome assembly.
AUGUAUUCGUUGUCUUGGUUGUAUGUGACGGCACAUUUGGCAAAAGCGCAGGAUAGUGUCGUGGGCGAUGGUGCCUGCCAACAGGAAUGUGAGGCAGCCUAUGCUGACCCCACAAUGAUUGAUCUCUGCAACACCGCAUGCUUGGAACAACCAGAACUCUUCCAUGUGGACUUUCCUUACAUUUUUGGGCCCCUCACUGUGCAACCCUACCCAAAUCUCACCAAUGCGGAUCCAACGGAAUUGGAAGACUUGACUGGAACUUUGUGGGCUCGAGUGAAUGUGGACCGCAACCGCAUGCAGUUCAUGUACGAAAUGGAUAGCAAUCCAGAGCCUUUCUUCCCCUACUUUGCCAUGCAUUUGCAUCAAGGAAACUUGAAUGCCGAAGAAAUUGGUGGCGACCUUGUUGGUUGUUUCCUUCCAGCUGCACAAGGAGGAGACGGACCACCCGACCUUCAGCUGUGCAGCGAAAAGUGCACGGUGGGCUCCACGGAUAGGGGAAAUUGUGUCAACCCUGGCUUGACCCAACCAGAACCAUUGGAGGCGUGCCCGGUUUGCGACCUUACUUUGGCCUACGCCUAUUUUUGCCCUGGAGGGUGUCAAGGUGAUGGAAGAAUCGUUGGAAAUUCCACAGUGAAUCCUGUGGCUGGCCAGAUGCAAAACCAGACGGUGGUUCCAAGCCGAUUUUGCGAUAUUGGCGGGAAUAAUCCCAGUAAUGCUGUGCAAUGA